Molecule: messenger RNA, 2892 nt
Organism: Drosophila melanogaster (fruit fly)
Lineage: Eukaryota; Metazoa; Arthropoda; Insecta; Diptera; Drosophilidae
Gene: Tsp42Ep
Product: tetraspanin 42Ep
Exons: 5
Coding region: 14-766 (250 amino acids)
Cellular component (GO): membrane
Source: RefSeq, marked reviewed
CACCACUCUCGCGAUGAACGGCUGCUAUAACACAAUAAAGUACACGGGCCUGCUCUCAAAUCUGCUCUAUAUGCUACUCGGCAUAGGAGUGAUGUCUGGAGCAGGACUAGGACUGCAGAUGGCGGAGCCCAAUACGCCAGAGCACACUUAUUUCGUGAAGAGCUUGGUCUUGGGUGGCUCCAUUUGCAUGAUCGUGAUGUUCGGAUGCUAUGGCAUGGUCGCCAACUUGCUUUGUGUCAAUCUGAUUUUCACCAUGUUCAUACUGAUCGCUCUGGCAGCGGAGUACCUUCAGCUGCACCACUAUCACAGUCCGUCCCUCAGGAGCCCGGGUGGCGCCUGGCAGCAACUGGAAUUAGCUUGGCAUGGCCUGGACAGAGACCCCGAGCUCAUGCACCAGUACGAGGCCUCCCAGCACUGCUGCGGCUACAAUGGUGCCGACGAUUACAAGCGCCUGCAUCUGCUGGUGCCGGCGAGUUGUUAUCAGGCCGCUGUUAAUGACACCGCCCAGCAGAUCUAUCCAAGCGGCUGCCUCGAGACGUUGAACCGCAGCCAGCGGUACAUCCAGCACCGCGAUAAGCUCUACAUGUGGGCCAUCGUUGGCCUUGAGAUCUUCAUACUGCUGCAAACUGUGGCGCUGAGUGUGCUGCUCUUUCGACUACGACAGCGGCAGCGCAUCGCACGAAGACAGGUGCCGCCAGGUGUGCGGCGGGAACCGCGCUCCAACCAUGUGUCCGCCUCUCGUGCGCACCUACUGAACGACGCCUGAGCUACCAUUAAGAUCUUAUGAAAACUUUGGUUUAUUAUUUAUCCAAGUGGCAAGUGCUUAUCUAUAAAUGUCAUUCGUGGUUAGUAGGUGUAGCGACGAGUCUUGUUGGUCAGCUGGCAGCACAAGGUGAUACCCAAGAUGAUGCCUACGACCUGUAAUAAAAGAAACAAAGUGUUGCAUUAAACAUUUAAUGCCUGUCAGUUCUCAAUCAUUUUGUUCGACAAGUGCUACUAGAGACUUGCAAAUUCGAGUCUUGCAGGUCUGAAAGCUUUGCCCACCUCGUAGCCAAUAAGUCCGCAGUGGACCCAUUUCUCGUAUCGGUAGAUCUGCAGAUAAGCCCGCUUCACGGCAGCCAUGCAGCCCUCCCCAUACGGAUACAAGGCGUGAAUGCCGUCCUUGGUGUGGAAACAGCUGCGAGGCACCUUCAUGUUGAGGCUCGUGUAGUCGGAGAAUCCCUUGUCGCCACAGCACUCGUACUGGAAAAGGGGAAAGAGGGCAUUUAAGGAUCGUAGCAUGAUCGCUCUGGGGAAGGACCCACCUCCUGCUGCAAGUCUUGCAUGGCGCCGUGAUGGACCAGCUCCUUCAUCCAGAGAUCCAUCACGUACACCUCAGUGGCGUCCAGCUGUUUGGUCUCAUUGUAGUGGGACACCUUCCAGAUGUGCGAGGCUAUCAGAGCCAGAAGCAGAAUCAAGUUCUAAAAGCCGAGGCAUUGGAAGUGCUCAUCAAUCGACAAACCAUCUGUUCUGGCUACUUACCACCACCAUCACCUUGAUGGAACCGAAUAUGGCACCCAGGCAACCGACCAGUCCGGCCAAGAUCAGAGCACCUGCCAUUCCCAGUUGGACGAACUUCUCUGUGUGCUCCGCAGAGCCCUCGUUGAACUUAUCCAGCUCAUAGACGCCGGCCAGGGCCGCAAGGACGCCGACGAUCUGGAUCGGUAUUAAAAUUAUGAAUUAUGCCUGCGCACAUUAAGCGUUUGUUAAUGGCCCAUGAAAUGGGCAAACAAAAUCUUCAGAGACAAACUUUCGGCUCGUGGGAUACGUCAUCGGGUAGCGAGAACAACCAAAAUAAAAACAAACCGGGCGCAAAAAUAAAUUAAAUUACUUUGGGCUUUAUUUUUAAAUGGCACAUACACAGUUUCCUUUCUUGUUGCUGUCGCUUCGAUUGUGCCGAAAAUGCGACUGGCCAACAAAAGUGGGCAGAACGAGAGCCGCCAAGUGACAUCUUGUCUGGUGGAAAUGGAAAUUUUGAAUGAGAUUUGUUUGCUGCCAAAUUGGCCAGCUACUCGGCCCGUCCAGUAAGAAAUUACAAGCGGCAAUGAAAAAUGGACAAGAAUGAAAGACACUUUAUGAUCGUGCUUUGACAGACUGCCAGCGGCGAGUUAAUUUUGAAUCGUGAUUUCCAUCAGCAAGUGCUUUUAUUACUCAUACGCAGUGUGUGACUCAAGAACAGUUGCACUGAAAUUAUCAAGGAACAGUGACAAUGAAUAAAUGCUUGGCCUGUGGCUUGCGUUUCCCAGUGGCGAUCAUGGAAAGUUUAUGUCGGCUAAUGAUGCGUAAUACUAACGCGUUUUCCCACAAGAUAUCCUCCUUACCAACGUCAGCGUACUGAAGACAACCGAGGUCCAUUGUAGGCACACGCGAACCGUGGGCAUUUUUUACUUGCGAUGCAGUUUUUUCUGUUUCUUUAUUUUUGAUCAAUCUUAUUCAGCGCUCAUCCGAGCAGCGACUCCAGGCAGCGGACGCGUUUCCCGGGAAAAUUCGCUUUCCACUCUCGACCGUCUGUGCGUGGCGGUGACCGAACCGUUAGUGCCGUCGGACAUCGGUCGGGGCCAAAAUAAAGCAAGACCCGAAAAAGCGCUAAGAAGCUGCGAACUGUUUACAAAUCCGCCGAGUGGCCGUCCGUGUCCGCAUCCGUGUCCGUCUCGGUCUCCGUUUCGGCGUUUCGUGUGCCGGUCGUUACUCAGGAGACCGGCGUUCACCAGACCUCAAUGGCACCCCGCCCCAUCCGCCCGACACUGAGAGAAACACAUUAUAAUUACGCCUAUAAAAAUUUAAGAUUUAUUGUAUAGAUGCCUUAUAACUUUGAAAUAAGUUUAAAUAACUGACCGAAAUUUACCCAGUGAU